Molecule: messenger RNA, 960 nt
Organism: Letharia columbiana
Lineage: Eukaryota; Fungi; Ascomycota; Lecanoromycetes; Lecanorales; Parmeliaceae
Exons: 2
Coding region: 1-960 (319 amino acids)
Biological process (GO): rRNA catabolic process; poly(A)-dependent snoRNA 3'-end processing; nuclear mRNA surveillance
Cellular component (GO): nucleolus; nuclear exosome (RNase complex); cytoplasmic exosome (RNase complex)
Source: RefSeq, a predicted model, not a curated record
AUGACGGACAGACGUCGCAUCAAUGGUCCCCUAGGUGGUACCGCGCCCCCAGUCUUUGUUUCCUCUCUGACUAGCAAGACUACUUCUCCUGCAAAGCGUACAAGGGCACCCGAUGAGCUCAGGAAAAUCUUUCUUAAGACCGGCUUGACACCAUCAGCGUCCGGUUCCGCAUAUUUCGAACUCGAACCAUCCACACCGACUGCAGCGAGCGAAUCCCUCGCAAGUAAAGCACCUGCCCUCAAACUCACAUGCACUGUGCACGGCCCUCGACCUCUUCCCCGAUCUGCACCCUUUUCGCCCCAACUCCUACUCUCCACACGUAUCAAGUUUGCACCUUUCGCGGCUCGACAACGGAGAGGUUACAUUCCUAACGUUGGCGAACGAGAUCUUGCCGCUCACCUUGAGACUGCGCUUCGAGGAGUCCUGAUCGGCGAGAGAUGGCCAAAGAGCGGGAUCGACGUCGUUAUCACAGUCUUGGAAGGCGAAGAAGAUAAUUCGUGGAACAAAGGUCAAUCGGGUGAAAGUGGGCGAACAGGCGGCUGGGGGAUGAUGUCUAUUCUGUCUGGCUGCAUCACUGUGGCCUCUGCUGCCAUCAUUGAUGCAGGAAUCGAUUGUAUUGACCUUGUCACUGGCGGUGUGGCUGCCGUUGUUCGCCAACCUACUGCUCCUCCACAAGUGUUCCUGGAUCCUUGCCCUUCGGACCAUGAAGAAAUCUUUGCAGCUUGCGUGAUAGGCUAUCUACAGACUCGGGAUGAAAUAACAGAGUUAUGGACCAAAAGAAGCAUCAUGGCAUCAACAGAUGGCAACAGGGCCAAUACUAUGGAAUUUGAGCCUCUUGUAGACCAAGCCGUGGAGGCAGCUGUGGCUGCUCGCUUGGUGCUAAUAGAGGCCAUCAAAGAGUCUACGGAAGUCAAGGUCCAAACAAGCCAGUUUGGCCAUCCGAAGAACGCUGCUAGCUGA